UUGAACAGAUUUCCUUGCUACAAGCUAGCCGCACACUGGAUAUUUAAAAAAAACACGACCAAAAGAUGCUCCUUCGCCGGAUCAAAAGUGUCCAACAAAUAACUACAGCAAGUCAGGGGGAACUUUGUCCAACUGUGUCCAAACUUCAGUAAGGCGGCGAGCCCCAAGCGGCACUUUCGAGGGUGUUAGCAUUGUUUCAUCGCCUCUUGCUGAGGACGACUCGUCUUUUUUUCCCCUCUUUUCUUUUUACAGUUAGUACCUAAUUGCUGGAGUAAUUGCUGAUGAAUUCCCCGAAAAAGGACGGAGAUGAUGAUGUGCCCGUUAAAGACUCGAUAAAAUACGGCGAACUGGUCAUUUUGGGGUACAAUGGCUCUCUUCCCACUGGCGACCGCGGCCGCCGAAAGAGCCGCUUUGCCCUGUACCGACGGGCCAAGGCCAACGGCGUCAGACCCAGCGCCGUGCACAUCCUCAACACGCCGCAGGACAGCAAGGCGGUGCACAGCAGGGGGCAACACAGCAUCUCUUUCACACUGUCCCGCAACCAGACUGUGGUGGUGGAGUAUUGCCAUGACAACAACACUGACAUGUUCCAGAUCGGACGCUCUACAGAAAGUCCCAUCGACUUCGUAGUGACGGACACAUCUGGUGGAGCCAAGGAGGGAGAGGACCCCUCCAUCGCCCCCAGCACCAUCUCACGUUUUGCCUGCAGGGUGGUGUGUGAGCGCCACCCGCCGUACACGGCGCGCAUCUACGCUGCUGGCUUUGACUCCUCCAAAAACAUCUUCUUGGGGGAGAAGGCCACCAAGUGGAAGAAUCCCGAUGGACACAUGGAUGGCCUGACCACCAACGGGGUCCUGGUUAUGCACCCGGAAGGCUUCCCUGAGGACCCCAAGCAGGGGCUGUGGCGGGAAAUCUCGGUCUGUGGCGACGUCUACGCCUUACGGGAGACACGCUCUGGUCCCAGCAGGGGCAAACUUGCGGAAGGGGAGAGCAGUGCGCUACGGGACGGUUCGUUGGUGGAUCUGUGCGGUGCCACACUGCUGUGGCGCACGGGCGAGGGCCUGAUGCGCGCUCCCACCUUACGCCACCUGGAGGCGCUUCGCCAGGAGUUGAAUGCCUCUCGGCCCCAGUGUCCUGUCGGCCUCAGCACACUGGCCUUCCCCAGCCUGCCCCGCAGCCACAGCCUCGAAGAACGUCAGCCAUGGGUCUACCUCACCUGCGGCCACGUCCACGGACGCCAUGACUGGGGUCAAAGAUCUGAGGGCGAGGAGGAGCCAGGCGAGGGCGAUGGCUCCACCGUGCGUCGAGAGUGCCCGCUGUGCCGGAGUGUGGGCCCCUACGUGCCACUGUGGCUGGGUUGCGAGCCGGCUGUGUACGUAGACGCCGGCGCCCCCACUUAUGCUUUUGUGCCGUGCGGCCACGUCUGCUCGGAGAGGACAACCAGGUACUGGGCGGACACCCCGCUGCCUCACGGGACGCACGCCUUCAGGCCCGUGUGUCCCUUUUGCUCCUCUGCCCUCAGCUCGCCAGGAUGGACACGGCUCAUCUUCCAGGGCCCCAUCGACUAACAAAACCAACACAAAGAAGAUUUGACGGAUCCUUUCCUUGCGUAUUGACAAACACAGUUUUGUAGCGUAUGCAACUCCUGCCUUUAUUUCUCCUUUGGGCUUGUUGAUGGAUUGAGGAUCUGAAGACGAGGUGACGAAAUGAAAUGUGACAGAGAUAUCAAUAAGGCCAUUGAUUUUCUCUGAACUUCAUGUUAGUCUGAUGUCCAUUCUAUUAAAUCAGCCUAUUCACAAAGUACAUAUCCAUAUCCCCCGCAUAUUUGCGAUUCAGCGUUCACGCCCCAGCAAGUUCACUGAUUUUUCUUCCCAAAAAUUUUAUAAAUAUAUCUCCAAAAAUAGGUCGGGUUUUUUUUGGGCCAAAAAUCAUUUCAUUCAUCCAAAGUUUGUAACAGAUUAUACGCAAUAGUAAAGCAUAAUAAUACAACAUGCAUUUACAGUCAUCCCUCGUUUAUCGCGGCUAAUUGGUUCCAGGCCUGACCAUGGUAAUCAAAUUUCCACAAAGUAGGAUUAUCAUUAAUAAAUCUAAUAUUUUCUUAGUUAUAGCAUAUAAAACUGUUUACGACUUCUUAAAAAACAUUUUUUAAACAUUAUUAGAGCCCUUAAAACAUGAUAUACCAUUCAUAUAGUCACCUUAACUCUCGUUUUACCCAAUAUAGUAGCCUUGAGUGUGUUCUACUGUAGCUUAAAGUACUCACUCACUGGAUCCUCGAAGCGUCAUUGCUGUAGCCGCCGCCUGACCACUACAACACGACUGUCGCGUGGAAAUAUCAAAUCCUACGUAAUUCCUCUAAGUUAGAACUGGGUUACCAUGUGCUGAAACCAAGGACGUAAAUUGUUCUGUGAAAACUUGGUCAACUUGACAGUUGCAGCUACGACCAUUAGCCCUAUUGUUAGCAUUUUGUGUUGUUAUCAUUUCGUGUCCUGCGUUGUGUUGUCAUUCCACAUCGCUCACAUCAAGGGCUUACCAAUGUCAUGUGGAACUGAUGAUAUCAAAGAUGAAGUGCAUCAACAGAGUUCAACUACCGGUACACUUAGCAUUGCCCGGACAGCUGCUGAUAGCAGUCUUGUGAACAUUAAGUGGCACGUCGAUAUUGGUAUGUCUUGUCUUUUAAAACAGCUCACGCUAUAGUCUCACCAAUGUGAAACAGUGUGAUUGAUGAGGCAGGUGUUUAAGAUAAAGUUAAUCAAAAUGUUGUUCUGCCAAAAUUUGCUCAACUUGAUUGUCACGGUAAAGAUAGCGCCAAGAUUAGCUGCCAUGUUGUUAGCAUUGUUCACCCUUAACCCGGAAAUGAAAGUCCCUCUUGGUGAAUAUCUUUAUCAAUUGCCACAACAUAAUAACAGAAAAUAACACAAACACUGUAAUACAUAUUAGACUUAAUUUAACACUUAUUUUAGGCCAAAAAUAUGUAGAAUAUGCUAUUUUUAUCAUUUUUUAAAAAUCUGCGAUGUAAUAAAUUCGCAAUAUUUUAAGCGCGAUGUGGCGAGGGACGACUGUACGAUGAAACAAUGUGACGUCAGUGCAAGAUGUCAAAAACAUCACCUUCGACCGUUAGUUUUGUUCUUCUUCCGUUCCAAAACUUGCAUUGAGGUGAACUCAAGUUCUCAAGUAGGCAGUGUGGAUUAUGUAGACGCAGCUGUGGAGAAAGGCCCUCUACAACAACUAGCAGGGACAACCCAGCGGCCUGCAGAGCAGUGGAGCCAUGUACCAACGCCAGCUGCUUUAGAGGGAGAUGUACAGCAGGCGGUGGUUGUUGCGCGAGUCUGGCGCCCAGGCGAAAGGCUAGAUCGUUACUCCGAUUCCAUCUGUUCUAUCAAACAUCUUUCGUUAUCAUUAAUAAUUACCUAUCCACUUCAUCAUUUAAAAUUGUUUAGGCAUAUUUAGGGUUCAAACUUGGAUUGCUUGAAUUUAGCUUGUUAACUUCUUUUAAGGCAAGAAAACAACAGCAGUUAAAUGAAAACGAGAAGGCUUAUUGAAGCUGGAUAUGAUCUAAUAAUUACAACACUCGCUUUUAUUGCAAAUAUUGAUCUGAAUUAGAGGGUCAAUGUCAAGCUUGCAGGAAGGUUUAGAGGGGGAAGUGUAAGCAAGGAAUAGCGUAGGGUGGCUCACAGAGUAUCAUACAUAAUUAUCCGGGUCAAAAAUAUGAGUUUUUUGUGGUCAUCUCAAUUCCUCGUGUUAAUUUGAUAAUUGCGAAUGUUCUCUGAACAUAACCACACAAAUUGCAGCGAUCUAUUGUACAGUAGGACCUCACCUGUGCAGAAAGCAGAUCCCAGAUCCCAACCCCAUCAUCAAGCCAAAGGAGUAUAAAUAAGGGUUUUGGAAACUAGGUAAGAUCCACUUCACACAACUCCCCGAAAUAACAGCAAUAACAGCACUCACUGGUUUGUAUAAGCUAAGAACUUACGCUCGCUUUUAUGGCCAGCGGAGAUCGCCUCAAACACAGUUCUGGCGUUUUGGAGGUCAACCAGAAGUGUGUUCUGUUGUCGACAACCUUUUGAUGGAACCAAAGUGUUAAAAGCCUAUUUACUGGUAGUAAACGUAACACUAGACGGCCAAUAAAACUGCUAACACUAAAUAUUUCAAAAUGGUUCUCAAUGUUUUUUAAAACGGUUAUAUAUGAAACCGGAGGACAAAUGAAUUAAGUGUUCAGUGUUGGCACGUGUGAAAUUAACCAAUUAAAAAAUACUAUUUUAUUAUUAAUUUUAGAUGCCGGAAAACUUGAGGAAUUAAAGAAAAUAAUCAAGUUAUCUUUUGUGUAGGCGUAGCAAACAGCAUCACUAGCAUAUUCUUCUUCACUCAACAAACUGGUUGAAAGGGAAUCAACAGUGCCUCUGCUGGUAGCACCCGAGCAGUACCCUCCAGUUUGAUCCUGUUGCCUCCAGAGGUAAUUAAUCAGCAAUAAAUUAUUUGAAAUUGACAGAAUUCUUGUAAUAAAUAAUUAAUACAAUCAAUACAUAUUCUCGCAUAAACCUCAUUAGUAGGCAGCAUUAACGCGUUAACACACUUCUGGUUGCUCCUUUAAUAUGCUAAUAGGUUUCUUAAGGUGUGUCAGCGUGUUGGUGGCGUGUCCAAAGGUUAGAUCUUGCGUAACCUCAAAAAAUAACCUCAUUUUUUUCCCUUCUUGUUUGAACGUGUACGUACGUGUCGAAGAAAAACAUAUUUUGUUAGGAAAUGUGGAGUGAGGGUGUUCAGUAUUUAAAAGAUAUAUGACUAUUUUUCUAACUGAUUUAGUUGUUUAACUCAGUGAAAGUUGUCCAGUAUGUUCUGGGGAUGUCAGGAGAGCCCGCAAGUGUAUAACAGAAUUGUUGCCAACACUAUGUUCGCCACACACAAACACACUCACACACCAAAACACAACACAACACAUUGAGUAUGUGUACACAGUGCUACCGUAGAACAAUGAAUGUAGCCAACCACGCGGGCUGUGUCCUAGCCUCUCCCUGGUGCUCAUAUUGAAUGGUCUUUAUAUUGUGAUACUAUUUUUGUAACUGAAUAUUGCGAUGUAGCCCCGGUGACGACCUAGCUUGAAUAUAAUAACGUGGUAUGGAAGAUGUAGAGUGGAUAUGCUACACGCUCACUCGCUUGCAUGUACACGCACGCACACACACACACACACACACACACACACACACACACACACACACACACUCUCUCUCAAAUGCAUUCCAACCUUCUUAAUUCAGAGUGUUUGAUGAUGUCUUCCGAGUCUUUGGCUGUUCAACAUGCAACAUUUUAUGGAAAAAAGAGAAAAAUCCUAAUACUUGACAGACCCACGUUGUACUGUAAUGCUAAUAUUUGCCACCAAAUGCUGCAGAUAAGAAAAAAAAAUCCUGCCAAUAUUCUCAUUCUUUCAGGUCAUUGUAUUUUCAAGGACACUUCCGGUUGUCUUAGAAGUUGUUUGGCCUCUGAUCCGAGCAGACUUCAUCAGUCAAAGACGAGAACGGACAGCUCUUGUCUGAGGGGAUGGUGUAGAACCCAAGUAUUUAUUCUCUAAGGUGGUUGCAUGCCCCAACAAGAAUGGUUUCAUUAUUUUGUCAUGCAAAACAACAGUAAGAGAAAAUAGAGUGGCCUCUACCAGCCAACCACUGGUGGACUCGAAAGCUAAACGUGGCUGUGCUGUGUUCUUUGUGAGAGGCUAAGAUAUUGAAUCUUUCUUCUAACAACUGUUGUUUUGCAUUCCACAAUAGUGAAACCGUCCUAUUUGGAAUGUGCCACUACUUCAGAGGAUCAAUGCUCGGUCUUACAACAACCCCUCAGAUUGGUUAUGUUCUGUUGUCUGAGCAGGGACUGAAUUGAAGCCUACUCUGAUGAAAGACAAUACAUCUUCUAAAACAACUUAAACAGUUGUGUUGGCGAUCGAUUCAAUGCCCUGAGAAUAGGAGAAAAUCAGCCUACGUCAGCAUAUUUUAUUGUAAUUUUUUGUAUGCAUUCCUCAUUAGUAAUAUUUAGUUACAGUUCCAUUACCACUUUUUCCAUUGCUUUUUACAACAAUUUAAUGUCUGCAAACUCCCUUGUGGUUUUGGUGGUUCUUGUAGCUAAGGAUGGGUUCAUUUCUACAAAACAUCAAGAGCAUUUAUCUUGUGGUUAUAAGGUUAGCAGGGGAAAGUGUCGUCUUGUACGGGAAUAAAGGAUGAAACUUUAGGCAACCUGCCAAAAACAUGACUAUUACAUGUUGGCAUGUGGAUGGAAGAACUGUUGGAGCACCUCUUUUUAGUUUUGUUUUUGCCUUCUUAUUUCAUAGUUGACCAUAUACAUGUUCAACUCUAUAGUUUUUUAAUGAUUUUUAGCCACUAUUAGAUCCAUAUCCAGUAUUAUUUCCUUUAAAAUUUUUGGUUUGCUAUGACUUUUUAACAAUUAUUUUCCAAUCUUAAACCUCAACUUCUUCUUAUAUACAGUAUGAGCUCUGUAGGUGAGUGAGUAGCCGACACGUAUUAUACACCACCUCGCACGGUCAAUUAUGCAUUUGAUAACAAAGCGUUAUUUGUACAGCUGUUUUAUAUUAUUUUACCAUGAUAAUCCUCUGUAACCUGAACGGUGCACAGACAAUCGCUAUACACAUGUCAAUAAAGCUGUGAUAAAGUGCCCAUCGGCUCUA
Messenger RNA from Nerophis lumbriciformis (worm pipefish), 6658 nucleotides. Its product is annotated as E3 ubiquitin-protein ligase pellino homolog 2. Lineage: Eukaryota; Metazoa; Chordata; Actinopteri; Syngnathiformes; Syngnathidae. Gene Ontology annotation, biological process: regulation of Toll signaling pathway; protein polyubiquitination. Gene Ontology annotation, molecular function: protein binding; ubiquitin protein ligase activity. The record is from RefSeq and is a predicted model, not a curated record.